UGCUUGAGUAGAACGGCAGCGUUUUCCCACAGCUGGGUGGCGCCGUCCUUGGGGGUGAUGAUACAAACGCUGAAGGGGCCCAAUUCAUGGCGGCCUGUGGGAUUGCAGUCAAACGUGCUCAUCAGCUGAUAGCGGGGUCAAGUUAAGGGAUAGCUCUCACCUCCGGGGGAAGUAUCCACUUCCUGCGCCUGCUCGGGACUGCGCUCUAGCACCCGAGCCUGAAGUUGCACUUGGAAAUUGAGCGUGUCAGUUCUAGCCCCGUGCGAACACUUAGCCCCUGCAGAGUGAGCCGCUGAGCUCUGGCAGAUGCACUGCACAGGAGGGAUGUGUGGCAGGGUCUCCCUUUUCUUGCUAUGCAUAGACUUGCUGAGCAAGCUGCCCUCGCCUUGCCAAGGCGGCUGGAGGAACUGGCAGUUGUGCCUGGCCCUGCUGUUGCUCUCACGUGCAAAUGGUUGCAGAGAGGGAGCAAAGUUUGCCCUGCUGCUCCAUUGGGGGUGGGGGAACAGCCAUUCUCCUGGCAUGGUGCCCAGGCCCCCUAGGUAUCAUAUGUCAGCCUUGGGGCUGGCAGUAGGGCAGGAGGUGGCCAGCACCAGUGGCUCUGUUUGCUCUCCCUCUUUCCCAGAGCAGCAGCGUGUCCCACCUAUGCUCACAGAGGGCAAGGUUCCUGGGUGGGCUGGAGGGCAGCGUGGGACUGCAGUAGGGGGUGGAGUUCUCGUCCAGCUGAACUGUUGCAAAGACCCCGCAGGCUGAGCUGCCUGCGUCAGGCUCUCUCUAAAGCCUGCUUUCCCUUUAAGCACCCUGGGCCCUGCCAGCUUUAAUAAUUGGAGUUAUACCCAUCUCCAAGAACUGGAAGGGACCUUGAGGGGUCAUCGAGUCCAGCCCCUUGCCCUCACUAGCAGGACCAAGUACUGAUUUUUGCCCCAGAUCCCUAAGUGGCCCCCUCAAGGAUCUGCUGGCUGGAUUCCUGGGGAGGGCGGCUACCUCUCGGCUCUGUGCAGCCCGCGGUUAUAUCACCGCUGCUCUGGAGCUCCCAGCUCAAAGGGGGGCGGGUUCACUCCGGCUGGGAGGCGCCGGGCUGGGGUCUGUGCACAGCAGUGUGGGGCAAAGUCCCUGGAUACAGAGCGGCUCUUCUCCCACGAGUCCAGGAAGCCUCUUCUGAUCCCGAGCGUGGAAUCUCUGAGGACUCGGGAUCCAGGGAUCUGCUCCCAACCCUCCUGCAAGGUCAGCAGGUCGUCCUGAGCAGAGACAGCCCAACAGGCCAGCUGUGACCCUGCAGCGCUGCACCCCCGCUGGGUUCCCUGGGCUGCGCAGCUCCAUGGCCCCGUACCGCAUCCGGCAGUAUGAGGACAGUGACUACGAGGUGGUGCGCACCAUGUUCGGCCACGGGAUUAAGGAGCACGCUCUUACUGGCUACAUUCACAUGCUGAAGUGUCUCCAGACCCAGCUGCUCUUCCUGGGCCUGUUCCUGGUGGUGCUCACAGCCUCCGGGUCCCUCCUGGUCUCCCUCCUGGCUCUCCUGCUCACACUCAUUGGGGGCUGGUUUUGCAUCCAGUCUCUCUGGACCGAUUACGUCCAGCAGUCUCUUCGCUGUGACCUACUGGACAUCCGGAGAACCUACCUGGAGGCAGCAGACUCUUGUCUCUGGGUGGCAGAGGCUGAGGGGGCCGUGGUGGGCAUGGUGGGGGCCGUCCUGCCAGAGGACCCCUUGGAAAGGGGGCGCGCCCUGGAACUGAAGCGCAUGUCCGUGGGGAGGGAACACCGGGGCCGGGGCAUUGGCAGGGCGCUCUGCAGGACGGUCAUCCACUUUGCCCAGGAACGUGGGUACAGUGCGGUCGUGCUGUCCACCUCCAUGGUUCAGUACUCGGCCCAGAAGCUGUAUGAGAGCGUGGGCUUCCAGAGGGUCUCGGAGCGGUCCCCAUCGCUCCUCGCCAGCUUCCUGCAGUUCUCCGUGUUCUAUUACCGAUACGAGAUUCCAGGGUCUCGCUGAAGGCUCAGAGGUGGCGAUUCUUCACCUGCCCACUCAGCCGCUGAGAGCUUUGUCUGGCUUGUUAAUUAACUCCCAACAAAGUUGAUACUUAUUUACCUUUUUGGUUAAAAAAUAACUGAGCUUGGAGGAAAAGUCUCGCUCGCAUGACACUGUUCUGGUGCUGGCUUGGGAUUAUUGUUCCCCCAGGGCCAGGGGCUCCCCUUUCCCCACAGCUACCUGGAUCUGAAUUUCACUCCUGGAGCUGAGCCGGCCAGGAUCAGACUCACCCCCAUUGCUCAGUGGUUCCUAGAUGAUCCCUGACCCCUAAAAAAACCAGGCGACCCUGGCAAGGAAACUUCCAUGAAGGUUCAUUUGAAUUUUCACCCACUCUUCUUUGACAGGUUCAUGUCUCAUUCCUGUCAUCCACAAAUGUCCAAUGCUUGGAUCUUGCCAAUUUCUUCACCCCUGCACAACAUCCAGUAGCAGUGAGUUCCACAGGCUGGCUAUGUGUUGUGUGGAAAGGCAAUUCCUUUGCUAGGUUUACAAUGUCCCAGCUUUCCCUUUCGCUGGCUGUCCCCUUGUCGGUGUAUCCUGGGACAAGGAGAACAGAAGCGCUGGAUCUUCGUUCUGUAGCCCAUUCGUUCUUUUAUUCACGCCUUAGAAAGGAGACGGAUAAGAGUGAACAAGCCCAGGCUCACUGAGCUCUUCAUGGGAGAGUUUUUCCAGGCCCUCGUUCAUCCCCGUUGCCGUCCUCUGAACCUGCUAGUUCUGCAUUGUCCUUUUGGAGCCGGACCGUAUCCGGAUCGACCUUCUCUUUGCCGGCCUGUGUGGACCGGGCACAUCACUUGCUCUCGCUCCUCGCAGUCCAGAGAACUCAGCACCUCCCCGACAGCCCUGCUCGCUCACCCGUUUCCAGGCAGCACGGGUGUCUCGAUCGCAGCAGCAGCAGCCCUGGCAGGAGACGAGCGAGGGUGCAGACGCCCAGCUUGGCCGGAGCACACAGCUCAGUCUGGGGGGUCGUGUCCUCGGUGCUCAGGGCAUAGCUGGGGGGCUGGUUCCCAGGGCCGUCGACGGAGACGUGCUAGCUUUGAUUUGAGCUGCUGGGCCAAAAGUAGCCAUGUGCCUGCCAGAGCUCAGGCUAGCUGGCUGGGUAUGUACCCAGGGGAGGGCAGCUGGGACUGGACUAGGCGGCUGACCAGAGCUAUGGGUCUCCCGGAGCAGUAUGACCCAAAGGGCCUUGUGUGCUAGCAACAAGCAGUGCCGCCAGAGCCCCGGCCCCACCCCGCACAGGGGCUGGGAAGUGCCAAUCUGUUGGGGUCCUCGGCUGGGUGGUGCCGCCCAGGGAGAAACCCUGCACUGUGGUCAGCAGCCGGCAGCCGGGAUUCUGCAGCAUCAGCUCCUCCCCAGCCAUUCCCAGGGCAGGGACUCCUGCAGCAGCUGAGCCAGGCCCCAGGGGCUGAUGGAGAGCAGGCCCCGCAGCAGGAGGAAUGCCUGGUUUUAAUCCUGCCCAGCACAAGGCUGGGCGGUGCAGUGGUUAGGGCACUAGCUUGGACUGGGGCUAUGCUGGAUCUAUGCCCUGCUCCACCACAGCCUGCCUGGGUGCCCUUGGGCCAGUCACUUAGCUGCUCUGUGCCUCAGUCCCUUACUGUGCUGGGGCGAGCAGCCCUGCCCUGCCUACAGCGGAGUGUGAGGAGAGAGAUGGUUUUAGUAAAAGGAAAUCCUGCCUCACCAAUCACUAGAAUUCUUUGAGGGGGUCAACAAGCAUGUCGACAAGGGGGAUCCAGUGGGUCUAGUGUACUUAGAUUUUCA
Messenger RNA from Gopherus evgoodei (Goodes thornscrub tortoise), 3775 nucleotides. Its product is annotated as N-acetyltransferase family 8 member 3-like. The coding region runs from base 1316 to 1987 and encodes 223 amino acids. NCBI's taxonomy places the organism in Eukaryota, Metazoa, Chordata, Testudines, Testudinidae. Gene Ontology annotation, molecular function: N-acetyltransferase activity. The record is from RefSeq and is a predicted model, not a curated record. The transcript is spliced from 3 exons.